UGACUUGUGACAAAGACUUUGAUCGACUUUGAUGAUUAAAAACUAACAUUAUACAACGUGCUUUAUACAAGUUUUUAAAAUAUUAAAGUCAAAUUAAUCAUUUAGCUCCAUAUACUUGAAAAUGCCUGGUCUACCGGAUGAAAUGUACUGUUCAGAACAGAUAUGCAUACCACCAACUUUUCCAUAUCUUUUGAGACAGUACGCUAAAGCUGCCAUUCGCACUCAGCCUCGAGAUCUUUUAAAAUGGUCUACUGCUUAUUUCCGUUGUUUGUCUCUAAAUAUUCCUCCACCGGUAAAACCAAGAUUGGAAUAUCCAAUACCGCGAGAUUAUUAUGGCAUUACCCCUGGUUGGUUAAAAGCCUUAAUUUUUCAGCUUCAAAACAACUUGACCAUUUCAUUUAAGGUCUUAUGGGACAGAUGGAUUGGAGCUUGCCUGCAACACAAAACAUUAAUCAAAAUAUUAUGUCUUGGUGGUUUUGAUGAUGUGGAAGCUAUUCCAUGGCUAAGAUUUGUUGCUCUGUGUGCAGGAACACUAUCAGAUGAUCUAACACACACGAUGAUUUUACUUUGCGAAAUCAUAAGUGAAGAACCUGAAGGGGGAUCCGCCAUAAUAAGCUGUGAAACUUUUAUAGACCUCUACACAUUUUUGGCAAAUAUUGAUGCAUCACACGAUCAAAUACUAAGAAACUAUUUAUUUAGAGACUCUUUGCUAUCAUUAUGGAGGGAAAAAGUUCAAAAAGUUGAGGACAUGGAAGAAGUACACGAAGAUGUGUUAUCUACAACUGAGCGGAGUAGUGAAAGUAAAAGCUCAACCCUAUCGGCCGAGGAAACUGAAAAAAAGGAUGAUGUAUAUAAAGUGGUGUCUUGUCCAAGUCUGCCUGAUGAUGACCAUUACUCUUUAGACUAUCUUAAAGAAGAAAUGGCGGAGGAUGAAGAAGCAGUUGAUCAAUUAGAUGUGGCUCUUGAUAAUAUAGCGAUGGAACAAGAGGCAGAGGAAGGUACAGAACAUGUAGAAGAAAGUACAAAAAGUGAUGUGGAAGAAAGUGAAGAGAAAAAGAAACAAUCAAUUAAAUCCGAAGAUGAAGAUGAUUUGUCAAAUAAACAUGAGGAUAAAAUAAAAAGCGAGGAAGACAUCGAAGAGACUGACGUUGAAAAGCAUAGCGUUGAUGAUCAAGAAACUAGUAAGGAGGUCGAACCUGAACACGAAAAACAUGAAGAUGUUGAAGAAAAAUCUGACGAAAAAAUGGACGAAACAGAAACAGAAGCGAAGGAAUACGAGUCAGUAGAUACAAUUAGUAAUGAACCACUUAGAGAUUUAGAACACGUAUUCGAUGAAGACAUUACGUUAAAAGAAGAUUUGGAGCGACUAAAAGCGUUACAACAGGAAAUGGCUGGAGAAACAGACGAUGAGCUGGAAAAGUUUAAAUGCAAACUCAUAGCAGAUAUGCCUCUUACACAAUCCCAAGAAGAAGGUGUAAAGCAUUUUAUGGGAAGUGAAAUAAUGAAAUGUUCAAGUGAUAAGCUUAAAGUUAUUGGGGAAAAGAAAUCAAAAAGUGAUACCAGCACCGAUAGUCAAAUUGAAGAAGGAGAUAAAAGACCUUACGAAGAUGUAUUUGUUGAAGCAAUUCCGGGUAUUGGUGGUAUAGUGCCAGAAGAUCUAGUAAAGGCAGUUGUGUUUUAUGUAAAAAAGUGUGCCAAGAACCAACAUGGAAUGAUUAUGCCAAGGAAUAUUAGGCAUUACAGCUGCCCUCCUUUAGAAGUGCUUAACGAUUAAUGAAGUUUUAUCACAAGUCUUUGAGAUACGCUGAGUAGUAUCAUUAAUAAAAUAAA
Molecule: messenger RNA, 1830 nt
Organism: Sitophilus oryzae (rice weevil)
Lineage: Eukaryota; Metazoa; Arthropoda; Insecta; Coleoptera; Curculionidae
Product: caldesmon-like
Exons: 12
Coding region: 122-1774 (550 amino acids)
Source: RefSeq, a predicted model, not a curated record